CCUAUAGAAAUAAAAUGAAAAAAAAAUUGCAUAUAGUUAAAAUUAUAAUAAAUAAUAUAUCCAAUAUAUUAUUAUACAGUUAUAUAUAUAUAUAUAUAAAAACAAUAGGUUCUACUUAUGAACAUUAGGCACGCAUCAACUUAGACUUCUCAAAGAGUGAAUUGUGGAACAUUUUGUUUCCCCAUUCACUAAGAAGAAAUGGCAGAAGCAGUCGUCUUCAACAUUGCAGAGGAAAUCAUCAAAAAGUUGGGUUCUCGUGGCCUCGAGGAGAUUGGGUUGUGGUGGGGUGUCAAGGAUGAGAUCGAGAAGCUGAAGAAAACAGUUUCCAUGAUCAAAGCUGUGCUGCUUCAUGCAGAGGAGCAAUCUUCUGUGAGCAAUGAAGUUCAAGAAUGGCUUGGGAUGUUAAAAGAAGCUUUCUACGAUGCAGAUGACUUGUUAGAUGAUUUUUCCACAGAGAAGCUUCGUAGGCAAGUGAUGUCUGGCAAUAGAAUUAUGAAGGAGGUACGCCUUUUCUUUUCACAUUCCAAUAAGCUUGUUUAUGGUUUCAAAAUGGGUCACAAGAUUAAAGAAAUUAGAGAUAGAUUGGCUGAGAUAGCUCUAGACAGGAAGUUUCAUUUAGAAGAACGUCAAAAAGAGACAUCUGAGACUGAAAUGAUCAGGGAAAGGGAACAAACUCACUCUUCUUUACCAGAAGUAGUCGUUGGUAGAGAAGAGGACAAGAACAAAAUUGUAGAGCUUUUGUUUUGUUCCAACUUUGAAGAAAAUGUGCCAGUGAUUUCAGUAGUUGGAAUUGGAGGGUUAGGAAAGACAACACUAGCUCAACUUGUAUACAAUAAUCAGAAAGUUAAAACACAUUUUGAGCUAAAAUUAUGGAUUUGUGUGUCUGAUAAUUUUGAUGUAAAACUCAUAGUUGAAAAGCUUGUAGAAUCUGUCACUGGUGAUAGACGUAGUAAUCUUGAGAUGGAUACACUGAAAAACAUCCUUCAUGAAAAUAUUAUUGGGAAAAAUUAUUUGAUUGUGUUGGAUGAUGUGUGGAAUGAGGAUCCUGCAAAAUGGUUUCGUUUGAAAGAUUUAUUGGUAGGUGGUGCCAGAGGAAGUAGAAUAAUAAUAACCACACGUCUCAAAAGGGUUGCUGAGAUAACUCGCUCAGUUUCAAUAUAUGAAUUGCAGGGCUUGUCUGAAAUUGAGUCUUGGUCAUUGUUUAAACAAAUGGCAUUUAAACGAGGGCAAGUGCCGAGCCCAAGUCACGAGGCAAUUGGAAAGGAAAUUGUAGCAAAAUGUGCAGGGGUCCCUCUAGCCAUUAGAGCAAUAGGAGCUCUAUUGUAUUAUAGAAAUACUGAGUCUGAAUGGUUGUCUUUCAAAAAUAAGGAACUCUCAAAAGUAGAUCAGCAAGAAAGUAAUAUUUUACCCACUCUUAAAUUGAGUUAUAAUCAUCUACCCUCACAUUUGAAGCAAUGCUUUGCCUAUUGUAGAUUGUUUCCAAAAGAUUACAAAAUUAAUGUACAAACAUUGAUACAUCUUUGGAUGGCACAAGGAUAUAUCGUGUUAUCAGAUCCUUCCCAAUGCUUUGAAGAGAUUGGUCUUGCAUACUUUACGGAUCUUCUUUCGAGGUCUUUUUUUCAAGAAGUUGAAAAUGACAGGUGGGGAAACAUAGAAUCUUGUAAAAUGCAUGAUUUGAUGCAUGAUCUCGCUGCAUUAGUGAGUGGAGGAGCAAGUGCCGUACUAGAUUCAAAUGUGGCAUAUGUUGAUGAAAGAACUCGACAUAUAUCCAUUGCUUCCAAUUCAGACUCAAGAUGGGAAGUUUUACCUUCUUUGCUUAAAGUAAGGAAGGCAAGGUCAUUGCUUCUACCAAAUGGAUCAAAAUGGAGUGAAAUCCAAGAAGACCAGUGCCAUUUGAUUUUUUCCAAGCUGCGACGUUUACGAGUGUUAGAUCUGCAUGAUUCAGGCAUUGAGAUGGUGCUGAGUUCUGUUGAUAAACUGAAGCAUCUAAGGUAUCUUGAUCUUUCUGGGAAUGAAAGGAUCAAGAUACUUCCUGAUUCUAUUACAAGACUGCAGAACUUACAAAUUCUGAAACUGGUAGAGUGCAUGGCACUUGAACAAUUGCCAAAAGACAUAAAAAAGUUGGUCAAUCUUAGGCAACUUAGCCUGGAAUCAUGUUAUUCCUUAAGUCAUAUGCCUCGUGGGAUUGGGAAAUUGACAUGCCUUGAAAAAUUAUCAAACUUCCUUGUUGCCAGAGAUAGUUCUGUCUCCAAGCAUAGUGGUGGACUUGAUGAAUUACAUGCCUUAAACAACUUGAAAGGAACGCUACGAAUCAGUUUAGGGUAUGCAGUGAAAAAUAGAGCAUCAGCAUCAGAUUUUAAGGCUGCCAAUUUGAAAGAGAAGCAACACCUUCAGCUCUUGAGUUUAGAUUGGAGUCAACUUGAAAAUGAUAUUGAUGAUGUUGCAAAUGAUGUUGAUAUUGAGGAAAUGUCAUUGGAGAAUUUAAGGCCACACCAAAAUCUGAGAGGGUUGCUUUUGUGGGAUUACAGUGGAGUGAAGUCUCCAAGUUGGUUUCCUUCCCUCGUUAAUUUGAUGAGCAUUUCUUUCCUUAACUGCAAAAACAUCCAACAUCUCCCAUCAUUGGAUAUACUCCCCUCUCUCGAAGGUUUAGAAAUUGAAGAAUCAACUAAUCUAGUGUACAUAGAUACUGAAGGAGAAUCCACAUUAUUCUUCCCUUCCCUAAAGUAUCUUUUUCUCAGAAAUUGCCCAAAUCUGAAGGGAUGGCGGAGAUGCAGCGGGGAUAAUAGAACAGCAGCAGAACUGCUUCCAUUGCGUUGUCUUUCUGAUUUCGAGAUACACUCUUGCCGUAACCUGACUUCAAUCCCACCUUUACCAUCACUUGAGAGACUGAGAUUGGAAAAAUCUAGCAUGAGUUCAUUGGAGCAGAUACUGAACUUGACAAUUUCGGUAUCAAAUUCCAGCUCAUCUUCUUCUUUUCAUCCAUCUUCUCCACUUUCCUAUGCUGGGUCUCAGUUGAAAAGCUUGACGGUUUGGGAAAUUGAGGAUUUAGAAUUUCUGCCAGAGGAGUUGCUGCCAUGCUUCACUUCUCUUCAAGAAGUGAGUAUUUUUGAUUGCUCGAGGUUGACUACUGCUGCAUCUGAAGGUGAGAAUGAUGACAAUGAGCAAUGGAAAGGCCUUAAAAGCCUCCAUACUCUUCGAUUGGUUGGCAUUCCCGAAUUGGUGGCUAUCCCAAAGGGGCUUCAACAUGCAACUGCGCUGCGAUGUCUCAUAAUUGAAAGGUGUCAUAGUUUGAUGUCUUUACCAGAGUGGAUGGCAAAUCUCACUGGAUUACAGUAUCUAUCCAUCUAUGCAUGUUCAAGACUGAACGAGAGAUGGCGAAACAAAAUGGGUGAAGGCUGGCACAAGAUUUCCCACAUCCCAAAUAUUCAAAUAGACUCCAGAACAAUUCAACAGAACGGCCUCUACCAACUGUAAUUAGAAGAAACCUUUGCUGUUUUGCUGAUUUUUAUAUAGUAAUUCAAUAGUCCUCUGAUUUCUUGUUGGUACUUUCAUGCUUGUCUCUCUUGGCCAUGGAGGAACUUCAACUUGCUGCCUUUCUCCAUCAGCAUGUUAGCAAUUGGUGAUUUAUGAAACUCUUACAAUGUUGUGACCUGGUUACAACCAAACAGAAGAACAGAGGAAAGAGGGAAGAAAUGGAAGAAAGAGGAGAAAGAGAAGGAGAGAGAGAAAGAUCAAGAGGGAGAAAUAGAAAUUGUAUUGAUUAAUCUUGAUGUCCCAAUUACAACUUAAUUCUCUUAUUUAUCAGUUAUGAGUAACUACUGAUCAGCUAA
Molecule: messenger RNA, 3830 nt
Organism: Hevea brasiliensis (rubber tree)
Lineage: Eukaryota; Viridiplantae; Streptophyta; Magnoliopsida; Malpighiales; Euphorbiaceae
Product: putative disease resistance protein RGA3
Exons: 2
Coding region: 199-3474 (1091 amino acids)
Biological process (GO): defense response to other organism
Molecular function (GO): ADP binding
Source: RefSeq, a predicted model, not a curated record